Messenger RNA from Mastomys coucha (southern multimammate mouse), 2298 nucleotides. It is a transcript of the gene Lrrc75b, whose product is annotated as leucine rich repeat containing 75B. Lineage: Eukaryota; Metazoa; Chordata; Mammalia; Rodentia; Muridae. Bases 428 to 1357 code for a protein of 309 amino acids. The transcript has 4 exons. The record is from RefSeq and is a predicted model, not a curated record.
CCCACGCAGAGUGGACAAGACAGAUACACUUUGCUCGCUGGGGCGAUUCCCUGAAGGCGGAUGCAGGCAUUGCCUAAAGCGCACCCUCACCCGCCUGAAGCACUUUUUGUACAGUCAGACGACGAUUUCCCCCCCAGUCACCCCUGACUGGGGGCCACAUGAUUGAGAGGUGCCAAUUGCCACCUUGUCCUCCGCAGCGUCUGCCCUGGCCGCUCCCGGGAAGAGCUCCAACGCCAGGUCGUCGCGGGCGGGGCCCUCGACAAUGAAACCUCUGCCAAAGAGGAGUGACCCUGGGGCUCCACGCUGGCGGCCAGUGCUUGGGCGCGCAGCCGUAGACCCGGCGCUGCCCAUCCCGCGUAUCCCGGGCGGGGCGCGGCUCGGCUAACCCGCCUCCCUUCCAUCCUCCCGGCGCCCGCCCGCGGCGGCCAUGGGGGCGCGGCUGGGGCGACGGGCAAGAGCAGAUGCCCCUGCGGGGCCGAGUGCCGGGCCGGCGCCCUACGAGCGCCGGGUGCGCUGGCUGCGAGAGAUCCAGUCCACGCUCCGGGAGCGGCGGCCGGAGCGCGCUCGGCAGCUGCUGCGCCUCCUGCGCCAGGACCUGGGCCUUGAAGGGAACCUUCUCACUGACAUCCUCUACCGGAAUGUGACUUUCCUUAACUUGGUGGACCCCAUCUCCCAUGACCUGCUGGUGAACCUGGCCCGGGACCUGCAGUGCCCCAAGAAGGACCAGGAGCUCUGGAAGUCCUCGGACAAGAUCUGCCGGCAGCUCAUCUACCACCUCACUCCACACUCCAAGAGAAAACCCCACAGGAAAACCCAGAGCAGCCUCAAGAGCAGCCUCCAGAAGACCCUGUUGGUAGGGGAGACUGUGGACCUCUCUGGCAUCCCGCUCUCGGCCCGGGAUGUGCAGCACAUAUCCCGCUACCUGCACAGUCGUGGCGUAGAGCUGGUGGUCCUGGACCUGAGCUUCACAGAGCUGAGUGACGAGCUGCUGCAUCUGCUGCUGCCCAGCCUCUGGGCUCUGCCCCGCCUCACCCAGCUGCUGCUCAAUGGCAAUAGGCUGACCAGAGCUGCUGCCCGGGAACUCACGGAGGCGAUCAAGGAUGCCGCCAAGUUCCCCGUGUUGGCCUGGGUGGACCUGGGGAACAACGUGGAUGUGUCUUCGCUUCCCCAGCCCUUGCUGGUUGGCCUACGGAGGCGACUGAGCCAGCACACCUCGCUCCCUACCAUCUACGAGGGCCUGGACCUUGAGCCAGGGGGUGGUGUGACUGAGACCACCACUGCUGCUGCUGCUGUCUCCAUCUGGGGCUCUGCCGCCACGGAGGCGGGACCAGAGCCACAGGGUUGUUGUGCCAGGUGACUUGCUACUGGUCUGGUUCAAUGCUAAUGACUGAGGUCUUUUAAGAACCAGGUAGUAGAGGCCCAUGGGUGUUCCUCAGAGUGACAGUACUUGGGGUGGAGUGGGUGGAAAGAGAAGGGUUUCGUGGGAGGCAGGCCAGGCAGCCCAGACUAGGGGCACUCCAUCUUACCCAGCCAGAGGUGCCUCAGCACCCGAAGCCCAGACCCUCCAGGGAAGGAUGGUGUCCCUCACUUCAGGCUUUAUGUACCACAGACUUCAAAUUCCAGGCCUGCUGCAGACGUAGGAAAGCCCCACCUACCCAGAGUGGGUAAACCAAGAGCCAUGUCGAUGUUCCUUUAGUGCUUACUGGGAGGUCUCCAUGGAACCAAGAUGUAGAGGUCAUGGGUUCAGUGGUGUGGGCUGAGGAGUUAGAGGAGACCCGACCUCAGGGCAGGGUCUGAGCUCUAUAUAUUUGGGAGCUUCAGGAGAGAAGGUUGGGAGUCACAGACAGGCAGAUGCGCGGAGCCGGAGUGCAACCGCCAUGAGAGCUAUUCAGUGUGCACUGGGCUGGGGGCAAGGCUCCCUCCACACACCAAGGGCAAAGCCAAGGUGGAUCUGGAAGUGGGACGAUUGACUUUGUGUUUGUCCUCCUUAGGACACUGCACUGGCCACUCUCCCCGGCUCUAGUCCCCACCCUUCCUGUGUAGGCUGAGUGAGUCUCUCGCCAGGGUGAGGAGAUGCAUCUGGCUGGAGAUGAUGAGCUGUAGUGUUUCCUUUGGUUUUGGUGGGGGGGUCACGCACAGCAUGUAAGGGGGGGUGGAGGUGGGGCCCAGCCAGCAUUGGGAGUUCUCAGGGCAGAGUGGACCUAAUGGUAUCUCUCUAGGGAGUUACUGUCUUCCUUUCCAGAAUCCCUCAAGGUGGCCUUCCAACUAGAAGCCUAAAUGUCUGGUCACCCUCCCUCA